AUGGCAAAAGCUUGUGCAUUAGGGAUUGUAUCAGCAUUAGCUUCAGCAACUUUAGGUGUUGAGUAUGCUUAUGCUGAUGGUCCUUUUAAUUUUGGUCCAUUUUCAUCUUCAUCUUCUUCACCGUCUCCUCAUCCUCCUCCCGAAGCUGCUCCUUCAUCUGAUACACCAAAAGAAGAAGAAUCAUCAUCUUCUAAAGUUCGAAAUGAUAAUCCACGAACCACAUCUGCUGGGUUCGAUCCUGAACCACUUCUGAAAGGAGCUGCAGCUCUUAGAGAAAUUAGUACUUCUCUCAAUGCUAAAAAGGCGUUUGAUCUGAUGAUGAAGCGGGAAGAGACAAAGAUGAUUCAAGCUGCAACCAAGAAAGCUGAAAUGGAUGCGAUGAGAGCUCAAUUUGAAACUGAGAGACAAAAGGUACUAUCUGAGGAAAAGCAAAAAUUGAGUCAACAACAAGCACAAAAUAAAGCUCAAAUGGCUCGUUAUGAAGAUGAGCUGAAGAGGAAAAGGAUGCAGGCAGAGAAUGAAUGGCAUAAAGCCAGAAAUCAAGAGUUAGUGAAAAUGCAAGAGGAGUCAGCUUUGAGGCUACAGGCUGCUAGGCAGGCAACAGAACAGCAAAUUCAAGCUCAGCGUCUGCAAACAGAGAGAGAAAAAGCUAACAUAUUAAGAGAAAAUAUUAAAAGUGAGCAAGAAGCAAAAGCAAGAGCCAACGCGCUUCAUAAACAACUAACUGAAGAUUUAAGUAAAAGGGAGCUAAUAGAUAGAGCAAAACUUGAGCAAGAGAAGUGGGUUGCUGCCAUUAACACAACUUUUGAGCAUAUUGGAGGUGGUGUGAAGGCUUUAUUAACUGAUCAAAAUAAGCUGAUCGUAGUGGUCGGGGGAGUUACAGCUCUGGCAGCUGGGGUUUACACAACUAGAGAGGGUGCAAGGGUGAUUUGGGGAUAUGUUGACAGAGUUCUCGGACAACCAUCCUUGAUCAGAGAGUCCUCGAGAGGAAAGUACCCUUGGUCAGGGAUUUUUUCUCGUGGAAUUAGCUCUCUAUCACAAAAGGCUGAAGGUGUGAAAGGGAAUGGUUUUGGUGAUGUGGUUCUUCAUCCUUCACUUCAUAAGCGAAUCGAGCAACUUGCUGGUGCAACUGCAAAUACUAAAUCCCAUCAAGCACCUUUUAGAAACAUGCUCUUCUAUGGUCCUCCUGGAACAGGGAAAACUAUGGCCGCCAGAGAACUUGCACGAAAAUCUGUAUGAGAUCUAUCCUUUUCUUGUUAUGUUUGGACUGAAACUCCUUCUCUACUACUAAAUUAUUCUCUAACCUGUAUACUUUUGGUUACUAGCACAGUUUGGACCUUGUACAGAUUAUAUACAAUGCCGCUAUUUAAGCAUUUCCAUAAAUACUGUUUCAACUUAGAUUUGAACUAAAGAAUCAAAAGCAUGAACGGAUAGAUUAUUGGAAACAACUUUCUGAUUGCAACAAAGCUACUUUUCUAAGCAA
Messenger RNA from Papaver somniferum (opium poppy), 1483 nucleotides. Its product is annotated as ATPase family AAA domain-containing protein 3-like. Gene Ontology annotation, cellular component: mitochondrion. The record is from RefSeq and is a predicted model, not a curated record. NCBI's taxonomy places the organism in Eukaryota, Viridiplantae, Streptophyta, Magnoliopsida, Ranunculales, Papaveraceae. Gene Ontology annotation, biological process: mitochondrion organization. Bases 1 to 1239 code for a protein of 412 amino acids. Gene Ontology annotation, molecular function: ATP hydrolysis activity; ATP binding; zinc ion binding. The transcript has 6 exons.